AUGGAAUUUCUCUCUCAGACAUACAUUGCCCUUCGGGGCCCAACCGGAGCCCCUCAGUCCCCAGCAGAUACCAUUGGCCGUCUCGCAGACCGUUUGUCACCUUCCACUCUCCUCGCAGAUCGUCGCGCAGCCGUCCUUACCCUCAAGGGUCUUUCUCGUGACCACGGAGCAGACAUUGGCGAGCGUGCUCUUCUUGGACUGAUAGACGUACUGCAGAAUGAUGCAGAGAUUGAUGCAGAUAUCGGCAAAGCUGUCCUUGAGACCCUCAAUAUCUUGUGUGAGGUGGACUACAAUGCUGGAGCUCAAGCGCAAGCCCGCGAGAUUGGUUUCAAGCACACGGAUGUUGUCUUAGCUGACGAGAAAGUAGCUCACAAACUCUUCGCUCUUCUGGGCGACCAAUCGUUCUACCUUCGUCUCUCUGUGCUUCAGUUCUUGUCCACUCUCUUGCAGAACCGGCCACAAGUAGUGCAGGGCUACUUCUUGAAAGCACCUGUCGGUCCUACCAGUUUUGUUGCCGUACUGGAAGAAAAAAGGGAGAUUAUUCGGCACGAAGCGAUCUUCGUUCUCCAGUCCCUCAUAUCUCAAAGCCCGGAAAUCCAGAAGAUACUGGCAUUCGAGGGAGCAUUUGAACGACUUUUCAACAUCGUGGCAACAGAAGGUGGGAUCGAGGGUGGAACAGUGGUCCACGAAGCACUAGCGUGCAUCGACGGAUUGUUGAGGUUCAACCAAUCCAACCAGAGCUAUCUCCGUGCAACAUCACUUCCUCCUCUCCUUCUAUCCCUCCUUGGCUUCCCUCCAAAUCUUCCACACGAUGCUCCCCCGCCACAGGGCUUUGCCCUCCAGCUAUGGGAUGACGCGAAGAAACGUCCCAACGCAAUCCUCGUGGUUGCCAUUAUUGGCCUGCUUGCAAAGGGUAGCAGUAGUUCGCAAGACCCGCUUACCUUUCCCUUCAAUCGAUGUCUUCUUGAGCUCGGAUUAGCUUCCAAUGCUCCUACAUCGGUGAAGGCCGCAGCUCUCCGCCGCCUUCCUUCAAAUUUAUCCAGCCUGCCGCUCGCACAGAUGACUGUUACGCCGUACAUGCCUGUGCCCGAUACGAAUGGCGAAGAGUGGGACCGUCUCGAACCUUCGUCGGCGUUAGAUGUGCUAGUUGAACUUGUCCUUCACGGAGAAUACAAUGGCAUGCUCGAAGGAGAGCGCCGUUCGAAGAUCGGCAUGGAACUUAGAGGCGUCGCGCUGGGAGUGUUCCAGAACUUCGUACAAAAUGAAGAGAUUGCGGAGGCAAUUGUGGGGGCGAUGGUAACACCGCAAGGCUCUGCACAAGCAGCACCAGUGACUCCUCUCCUUUAUGCGCUGAUCGCGCCACCUAGUUCACCGCUCAAUAUACCUGCAGUGACUUCCACGCAUCUCGCCGCACUCCUGUUCUCCCAUCUACUCCGUGCAUCUCCGCGCGCAAAAGCCGUCGCACGCUCUAUCGUUCCUCCUACUGCCUCAUCCCAGUCUGCGCAAGCAUCCAGUUUCUUUGUUCCAGCAGACGGCGGUCCCCCUCCUGCGGAUACACACGAAGAGGCCGCGGACGUUGAUGAGCCGCAGACGCUCCUGCAAAUUCUCAGCGAGCAUCUCUCGCUGGCGUUCCUAGCUCGUGGACGCCCGGAUACCCCAGAUCGGGAGGCACGGGAGUGGGACAGGUUACUGGUUGGCUAUCUGACUUUACUGGUACAAUGGUUGUGGGAAGACCCUCGCGCCGUGCGAGAGUUUCUAGAGGCCGGUGCGCUGAGCGUGCUGGUUGAGCCAAUCAACCAGACAACAGACACCGACGCUGUCAUCCCAGGCCUUUGCGUAUUCUUACUCGGCGUAUGUUACGAGUUCAACCGCGAACCAGGAGAGAUCACCCGAACUACGAUAUACCCCAUUCUUACUCGCCUCGGCGUGGAUAUGCUCGUAGGGCGUAUUACACACCUACGGGACGACGUCCGGUUCAAGGCCGUCGGACCCGACGUGCUCGUCCUUCCGUCGCCAAAUGUCCCGCAUCUUCGUCCGCCCCCGGGUCCCACAGGGAAACCCGAGGUCGGAGAAGCCGAGAUCUGGUUCGACUGGGCAUUUGUCGACUUCUGGAAAUCCAAUUACUAUACGGUGCAGAAGGGGAUCGCAGCGGACCCGAAGUCACUGUCCUCUGCCGCCGGACAAGGCGCUGAGACCGCGAUGCUGGUCGCCUCUUUGCGGGACGUCAUUCGGAACCAGGCGACAGAGAUCGAGGCAUUGCGCACGCAGCUGAAGGGACUCUCUCCCGCGGCACCGCCAACAAAUGAUCGCGAGGAGCUACUGGCCGAGAUCUCGUCACUGAAAGAGGCGGUGCAGGUCGCGGAGGAUAAGAGACGGGAGGGUGAGAAGGAGCAGGAGGACCUCCUGGUGCUGCUCGACGAGCUGAACAGCAAGCGCCGCAGAGAUAAGGUGCGCAUGCGUGAGGCUGGGAUGGAAGUGUCGGAGGAUGAGGAUGAGGGCGAGGGCGCAGGGGAUGAAGAGGAGGACGAGUGA
Sparassis crispa is the source of this 2532-nucleotide messenger RNA. RefSeq lists its product as hypothetical. The record is from RefSeq and is a predicted model, not a curated record. Bases 1 to 2532 code for a protein of 843 amino acids. The transcript is spliced from 12 exons. Gene Ontology annotation, biological process: endoplasmic reticulum to Golgi vesicle-mediated transport; transcytosis; intracellular protein transport. Lineage: Eukaryota; Fungi; Basidiomycota; Agaricomycetes; Polyporales; Sparassidaceae. Gene Ontology annotation, cellular component: cytoplasm; Golgi membrane; Golgi stack.